Molecule: messenger RNA, 712 nt
Organism: Rhopalosiphum maidis (corn leaf aphid)
Lineage: Eukaryota; Metazoa; Arthropoda; Insecta; Hemiptera; Aphididae
Product: protein C10
Exons: 3
Coding region: 248-598 (116 amino acids)
Biological process (GO): post-embryonic development
Source: RefSeq, a predicted model, not a curated record
UAGUGUGUAGUUGUGUAUUUCAAAUUUCCAUUACAUUAAGAUAUCUUCAUGCAGACGUAUUCCUGUAAAUACUACAAAUUAUCAAAUAUCAAUGCACUUUAUUAUAAUUUAUAAAUAGUUUAAUACAAUAUCUACAUAAUUUCAAAAAAAAUUAAAUAAUAUCUUACAAGUUUAUCCAUACAACAUUAGAAGUGGUUGGUUGUAUUUGGCUUACUUCUGAUUUUUAAUUUAAAAAAAAAAAGCAAUAAUGACAACGCCUAUACAAUUUGAUUCAAAUACUAUGAGAGUUAUUUUGGCUGAGAUUUUGGAAUCUCUUACAACUUGUGAAAAUGCAUUGAAUUUAGAAGAUGCUAAAAGUAAGGCUGGCAAUGAUAUGCUAAAAGUUAUGCAGUAUGUUUAUCCAAUAGUUGUUAGCACUCAGAUGGAUGUAAUAAAAAAAUAUGGACUUCCUGAAGGACGAGAAGGAAUUAUAAAAUUUACCAGAAGUGUAGUUGCAUUUGAAAAAGAUGAUAGAGUAGUAGCUGAUCUUCAUCGCCAGAUACGAUCAUUUUAUUUACCACCCGUCAAUGUUUCAAGUGCUGUAACUUCACAUGUGUAGAUUUAAUUAUUUGAUUUAUGAGAAACACUAUGUGAAAAUUAAAAUAAUUUAUUGAAUGUUAUAACUAAUAAAAAUUCCUAAAAACUUUUAAUAAUUUAAUUUUUCUUCAUUAUU